AUGAACGCAUUCAACAGUGCUUGCUCUUUGCCAAUCCACACUGCCUCAUCCCAGAUCUCCAUUGUAGACGGCACCUUUCCCGGCUUCACCACCAUCUCGGCGUCGGUACAGCAGCUCCUAGCUGGUCUCUGGUUUCUGAAUACACAGAAAGUUCCCUUUAAUGUUUUUGCUUUUUCUCACUCGCCCCUUUCGCCCCUCUCACGCCUCUCGCCGCUCUCGCCUCUAUCGCCACAUAUUAAUGACCUUGAGGCCCCUACAGACUUAAAUAUAGAUGGCUCGAUAGGGCACGGGUUGAAUAAUCCCACUCCCAAACUCUAUUUCUCCCUCAAAACCAGCUAUCACCCAAGUCCCCAGCAUCCACAUCCAAUCGAUUAA
Histoplasma capsulatum G186AR is the source of this 375-nucleotide messenger RNA. RefSeq lists its product as uncharacterized. Lineage: Eukaryota; Fungi; Ascomycota; Eurotiomycetes; Onygenales; Ajellomycetaceae. The record is from RefSeq and is a predicted model, not a curated record. Bases 1 to 375 code for a protein of 124 amino acids. The transcript has a single exon.